AUGAACCAGCAGGUUGGAGACACUGAGGCGGAUGUAGCAGAAGCUGUGGAGAAGCUCAAACAGAAAUAUCUGGAGAAGAAGAGGAAACAGUUGCCACCUUCAGAAAACUUUCCCUCAGGAACCAGUGAUGAAGCAGUACAAGGGCUCAUCUUGUCCCACAGACCCAGACAACAAAGCAAGGAGUUGAAAUGCUACAGCAAAGCUUUAAAUGAGCUGUUCAAAGCAGUUACCAACCACCCUGAACAGUUUGGUAGCGAUCAUAAUAGUCUGCAUGAGAGUAAUGAGGACCUGAGUGAGGACUUUGCAGCUGACCCACUACAGGACUCUCAGCUGUUUACAGAGACAGAUGUGACCCUUCCAUUCUGUCUGGAUAAUAGCCCUGGGUCCCAUGAAACUGAGCCAGACCGAGAGUUGCAGAGACCAAUCAACCAUUUCCCUGACUCAUGCUGCUCCUCAUCCUUGGUACCAGUAAAGGUUUAUCAGGAAAUGAUGACCAUCUAUGAACAGCUAAAGGCAGAGCGACAAGGCCAGCAGCAGUGGGAGAGGGAGCUGCAGGAACGAGAAAGAAGGCUGAAACAACAGGAGGAGGCUUUUGGGAGGCUGGCCGGAAUGGAAGAGCUGCUCCAUACUCGCAUACUGGCUGUAGAGGAGAAACACCAGCAAGAGCUCAGCCAGCUGCAGGAUCUUCUUAGAGAGAGGAGCAAAGAGAACAAGAGGCUCAAAUCCAGCUUUGACACCAUCAAGGAGCUGAAUGACAACAUGAAGAAACAGCUGAAUGAGAUCAGUGAACAGAAUAAGAAGUUGGAGAGCCAGUCCAAGAGGGUGCAGGCUCGACUCGAGAACCUUCAGAGGAAAUGCGAACACGGCAUAGCAUCUAGAGGUUGUCCGAAAGAGAGCAUUCAGAGCAUCGAGAGUAUUAAAUCAUCCAAAAAGGAGAGAACUGCUGCCCCUGGAAGACCCAGCAUCAAGGGCAGCUCCAGUCCCACCUCACUAAAGCUCCUGGCACUUUUAUUGGACUGGGUCCUUGACAGACAGACGUUCUCAUCAGUAGCAGGAAAUGGUGUCGGGCAGUGUCAGCCUCCGGAGGCUGCGCUCAAUGACAGAUGCCUCAAGGUGCUGCCGUUAUUAGCAGAUCAGCUUCAUCACACACCUUUGUCCGAACCUGACCUCCUCCUCAACCUUCUCCGCCUCAUCCACUGGGCUUUGAGACACAUGGACAACAGCACACAACAUGUAGCCCUCUCUGCCACUCUGCGACGGAUAGGAGAGGAAUUGUCUAAGCCAACUGCUGUGCUGCAAGAUCCAGACCUGCCCAAGUCCUGCAGUGUGACUGCUGGACCGCUCAGGAACUGUCCCCUUCACAGGAGCACCUGUAGUCACACGCAUAUCCUCUCCAGCCUCAUUAUCCUCCGCACCGUCACACAAGCUGACGUGUUGGCCCAGGCUCUGGACAGCCUCCACAGCGAGCUGACAGCCGAGGAGAGCCGAGGCCUCUUCAUCCACUCUGGAGGAGUGUGUGUGCUACUCAUGGUGUUAAGAGCGGGCCGUGGCUCACACACACCUAUAGACAUCCUGAUGCAGCUAACUGAACCAUCUCGCUACCUGAAUCCCUUCCUGGAGGCUUGUAGCUGUGAGGACUUUUUCCGAACAGCAUCCCAGCUCCUGAAACACCCUCGUCUGGAGCUCCCAUCACUGGAGAAGCUUUCUAUCCUUCUGCAGAAACUCUCCAGCGACAGGAAGAACCGUCGUCUGUUUGAGCUGAGCUCUCUCCACCUCCAGAUACAAGAGCUGCAUCACAAAACCAGUCACACACACACUUUCCUCUGCCUCAACCUCAGGUCCAUUCUCCACAACCUUAAAUAA
Molecule: messenger RNA, 1863 nt
Organism: Limanda limanda (common dab)
Lineage: Eukaryota; Metazoa; Chordata; Actinopteri; Pleuronectiformes; Pleuronectidae
Product: coiled-coil domain-containing protein 138-like
Source: RefSeq, a predicted model, not a curated record